AUGGGCGAGUACCUCAAGGACGUCCCCGAGUUCAUCGAGCUCGACCUCGGAGAGUCGCUCAUCUCGCGCACAGAGUCGCUCGCCUCGUUCCGCGAACUGGGUCCGCCUGAUCUGUGUCACGUCAUCAAGACGACGGGCAAGGCCGGCCAAAAAGACGUCGGCUCGUACCACUACGUCUCGGGCGUCGACGCCUCCUCAUCGGCAUCCCUCGCCGCCUACCUCAACUCGCUCACGUACACGGUCGAGGAGACGGCCUCGUGGUUCUUCGGCUCGACCUCGGCAAAGUCGCCCUGGCGCAUCCGCGGCGGCGCCUUCUGCUCGUUCAACGCCUUCUCGCGCGUCGACGUCCGUGUCGAGGUCAAGAUCCCGGGCGGCGUCGAGGCCUACGUGAUCGACGUGCGCGGCGAGCGGCACGAGGCGACGCCCCAGAUGUGGCAGGAGGUCUACCUGUCGGCGAUCCUGCGCGCCAUCCUGUACGCCGACGACGCCAACUACCGCCUCGCCGGCUUCCGCAAGCUCGACCCGAUCGCGUCGCUCGAUGCCGAGCUCAAGUUUGUCGCAGCAGCAGAGGCAGCGUUCUUCAAGGGCUGGCAGCUCGGCUCCGAACCCGAGAUCCAGGUCGCGACGGUCGUGUCCAAUCACCUCACGAGCGGGCUCAUGAAGUACUUCGGCGACUCGUUCCGGUUCGGGCCCGCCGUCAACCUGUUCGAGAAGCUCGUCGUCAAGGAGGGCGAGGUCGCGUGCUUGCUCGCGCAGAGCUACCUCGGCAUGAACGAGGAGGUCAAGGCGGUCCGGGUCCUCCAGUCGGCGAUCCAGAACCACCCUCAGUCGUACUCGCUCCUGCACGUCCAGUGCGACUUUCUGCGGUCCAAGGGCAAGACCGAGUGGGCGCUCAAAAUGGCCAAGCAGGCCGUCAACUGCGCGCCGAGCGAGUUCGUCACGUGGGCCAAGUUGACCGACGUCAACAUGGAGCUCGGCCGGUUCAGCGACGCCCUCUUGACGCUCAACUCGUGCCCGAUGUUCACCUACUCGGAGCGCGACCAGCACCGCAUGCCGACACCGGCCAAGUCGCACCUGCCCGUCAAGGACUUCAUCGCCACGUCGGGCAUCCUCGACGACGACGCGGCGGCAGGCGCCAACGACGCCGACGUCGCCCUGUUGCGCCUUCCCGCCCCGAGCCUGCGCGGCACAUUCGCCAAGGCGUACGUCCUCCUCGCCAAGCUCGUCAGCGUCAUCGGCUGGGACGAGCUCCUCAAGUGCCGGAGCCAGGUCUUUGUCAUGGAGGAGGAGUACCGCAUGCACCGCGCGGCCGACCCGGUUCCCGAGUCGCCUCUCGUGUCGAGCGGCAGCGAGGCGGCGUCGAUCAAGGGCGACCGCUCGAGCGCGCCGGCACGAGCAGGAGGAGAUGCAGCGGCGGCGGCGCCGAGCGGCGUGCCGACGAUCGCCGUGAACGGGCAGACCGAGGACGGGCGGGACCUCGACGAGGAGGAGCGCGCGCGGUCGACGAGCCCGGCCGGGAUCCCGACCAUCAAGGAGGACGGCGGCGCCGCCGGCGAGGACGAGUCGGCCAAGGGCGACGUCGACGGCGACAACGAGGGCAAGGACGGCGGCGCAGGGUUCCAGAACAAGCGCCUGUGCGAGCGGUGGCUCGACAACCUCUUCAUGGUCCUGUACGAGGACCUGCGCGUGUACACGAUCUGGCGGGCCGAGGUGGCGCAUUUCAAGGCGCAGCACUUGCCGUACCGCAAGACGGGCACCGAGUGGGAGAUCCUCGGCGAGCUCGCGCAGCGGCUGCACCACCAGGAGGAGGCCAAGGACGCCUUUCAGCGUGCGCUCGACGCCAAGUUCUCGGCCAAGGCGUGGCUCAAGCUGCUCGAGUUUUACGCCGACGAGGGCGACGUCCAGCGCGCGCUCAACGCCGCCAUCCGCCUCAGCGUGUACCAGCACCGGUGGUACAUGGAGGCGGCAUACCCGACGGCCGUCGCGCACCAACUCUUCAAGCUCAUCCGCCGCGACGGCCUCGCCAAGAUCUCGUACUCGCUCGUCUCGAUGAACGUGCCGCAGGCCAUCCUCAAGAAGGUCGCGCAGCCCUACUUCCAGUACGCGCAGACUUUCCGGGUCGACGGAUCCGACUUCUGAGCGGCGCCUCUCUUUCCCGCUCCCUCCUCCUCUCCUCUUUUCCCCUCGCGCCUCUCUCUCGUGCCCGUGUCCCCUUACAGACGUUUAGAGUAGCAGUCUUUCCACCCUUUCUCU
This is a messenger RNA of Rhodotorula graminis WP1, 2253 nucleotides long. RefSeq lists its product as uncharacterized. The coding region runs from base 1 to 2139 and encodes 712 amino acids. Gene Ontology annotation, molecular function: protein binding. Gene Ontology annotation, biological process: Golgi to plasma membrane transport. The transcript has 10 exons. Gene Ontology annotation, cellular component: exomer complex. The record is from RefSeq and is a predicted model, not a curated record. NCBI's taxonomy places the organism in Eukaryota, Fungi, Basidiomycota, Microbotryomycetes, Sporidiobolales, Sporidiobolaceae.